UUAGAGCGCACUCACGUGACCUGUUGCUACGGUGACACGUAACGCGCCGCAGCGUACCUGACGCUUGGAUCGUGAGCAGUGAUGCCUACACGGAUAGAGCAGCUCUCCAGGGCCAAACCAAACCUUCUCAAGUUCCCUGACAGGCGCUCAGUAUACUGGCUUGAUGAACUACCAACUAGGUCAAAGAGCACCACUACUGCCUUUGAACUGACUCCUCGCUUGGAGCAGCUCGCCCAGAGCAAAGAAUCAAGCCGUUUCAUUGAGGAGAGCAGAAGGUCACCGGAGUGGAUGGUUAGUGCAGCAGCGCUAAAAGCAUGUCCUUCUGAAAGAGUGUGUUCACUGGCACUGCCUCGUAUGCCAGCUGAUGGAUGGCAGCCUGAACGCCCUCUGCUGGCCACUUUAAGUGUUGCAGUUAAAAAUGCCAAGCCGAGUUCAAGAAUAUGUCAGCUGGCGCAACCAAAGCGGGCGAAGACGCUAUUGACAUACUGCAGCGUUGAUUCAAGCGCCCACGCGAUCAGCGUUCCCAUCACACCCUCAUCACGCAUACGACAGCUGGCCUCUCCUAAGCAGGUCCAUGCACAGCACUCUCUCGCGAGGCCUGUUUCUUGGCCGGUUCCAAAUCAUGUUCUGAAGGCUGUAGCCAGUGAGAGGCUGCAGAAAAUGGCUCGACCCAAGACCCGUCAGGCCCUGUUUGAGGGGUACGACCCCUACCGGGUCACUCCUGCCGCUCGGGCCGCCACCGCGUCCCCCAGACUGCUGGAGCUGUCUUUACCCUUACCACGCAAAUGUAAAGGCCAAUAAACAAUCAUCCCGCCAUCCUUAGUCAAGCUCUUUCAGUAAACGAUUUUUUUAAUGUUUUUGGAAAAAAGGCUUAAAUGCUCUGCAUUUAGUUGAUUAAAAUACAACCUUUUGACUGUAGUGUAGUUUUUUUCCCCCAAGAAGUACACUCAUAAUGUCAGUCUAAAAUAAGCAUGUUUUGAGUUCUGAAAGUCAAAGUUGAAGUUGAAGCUUUCACAUUUACCAAAACAUUUCAAGUCAGAAAACAUUCUGAAAUACAAUGCUUUGAAGGCACUUCAUGUCAACAUGAAAUGUAUUCAUGUGUGGUAAAUGAGAUAUGCUCAAUGCUCAACAGGUUACUGCAGAUCUGAAAAUUCCCCCUCCAGCCUUCAGGCUAACAUAGUGCUGUAGGUUACAUUGACUCUU
Sinocyclocheilus rhinocerous is the source of this 1203-nucleotide messenger RNA. Its product is annotated as testicular haploid expressed gene protein-like. The record is from RefSeq and is a predicted model, not a curated record. Lineage: Eukaryota; Metazoa; Chordata; Actinopteri; Cypriniformes; Cyprinidae. The transcript is spliced from 7 exons. The coding region runs from base 82 to 801 and encodes 239 amino acids. Gene Ontology annotation, biological process: spermatogenesis.